This is a messenger RNA of Leptonychotes weddellii (Weddell seal), 2825 nucleotides long. NCBI's taxonomy places the organism in Eukaryota, Metazoa, Chordata, Mammalia, Carnivora, Phocidae. The record is from RefSeq and is a predicted model, not a curated record.
CGGCUCUCCUUGGUGUCCCCACAGGAUGAAGUUGAGUUUGGCUACAUAGAGGCCCCCCACAAAGGCUUCCCCGUGGUACUGGACUCCCCCCGAGAUGGAAACCUGAAGGACUUCCCAGUGAAGCAGCUUCUGGGCCCAGAUUUUGGCUACGUGACCCGGGAGCCCCUCUUUGAGCCUGUCACCAGCCUUGAUUCCUUUGGGAACCUGGAGGUCAGUCCACCAGUGACUGUGAACGGCAAGACAUACCCCCUGGGCCGGAUCCUCAUCGGGAGCAGCUUUCCUCUGUCCGGCGGUCGGAGGAUGACUAAGGUGGUGUGGGACUUCCUGCAGGCCCAGCAGGUGCAGGCACCUGUGGAGCUCUACUCGGAUUGGCUGACCGUGGGCCACGUGGACGAGUUCAUGACCUUCGUCCCCAUUCCGGGCACAAAGGAAUUCCGGAUGCUCAUGGCCAGUACCUCAGCCUGCUACAAGCUCUUUCGAGAGAAGCAGAGGGAGGGCCACGGGGAGGCCAUCAUGUUCAAAGGCUUGGGCGGGAUGAGCAGCAAGAGAAUCACCAUCAACAAGAUUCUAUCCAAUGAGAGCCUCAUGCAAGAGAACCAGUACUUCCAGCGUUGCCUGGACUGGAACCGUGACAUCCUCAAGAAGGAGCUGGGGCUGACAGAGCAGGACAUCAUUGAUCUGCCCGCUCUGUUCAAGAUGGAUGAGGACCGCCAGGCCAGAGCCUACUUCCCAAACAUGGUGAACAUGAUCGUGCUUGACAAGGACCUGGGCAUCCCUAAGCCGUUCGGGCCCCAAGUGGAGGAGGUGUGCUGUCUGGAGAUGCACGUGCGCUCCCUGCUGGAGCCCCUGGGCCUCUGUUGCACCUUCGUGGAUGACAUCUCCGCCUACCACAAGUUUCUGGGGGAGGUGCACUGCGGCACCAAUGUCCGCAGGAAGCCCUUCUCCUUCAAGUGGUGGCACAUGGUGCCCUGAGCUGCGGGGGGGCUGUGCUGUGCGGGUCUCAGCCUGUCGCUAACCAAGAUUGUGGCGGGACCGGCCCUCGUGGUUCUUAGGGUUGCAAGACGCCCUUCAGCAAUAAUGGUCAGGACACUUGGGGUGGGGGGGGGAAGGAUGAUUAUUUCCAGGACCUGGAAAUUUUGCGGCACACCUGGGGCCACACAGCAAAGUCGCAGGGAGAGAGAGAGAUGGCACAGGCCUGGGGUUCUGCUUUUUGGGGGGUCGAGGGUGGGGGCCGGGGCUUUUGCGGGCUCCUUCUUUAUUGGUGAGCUUAAAACAUAAAAGCAGGAAUGUAAAACUCGGGGACGAGGAAAAUCAAGGGGCCCAAAUGGUCAGCUUUAGAAACCAGCCAAGAUUUCUAAAACAAAGGAGCCUGGGGGAGGAGGAAGCCUGGACUUUUAUCUAGUCCUGUGGCUGGCAACGAGCUUAUUGGAGACAGCUUGCUUUAAAGUGGAUACCUCAGGGAUCAAAGCCCAAGUCAGGCACUUGCAUUACCAAGAAGAGAAAACACAACUGUCGGGCUUUGGGCUGACACGACAGGGGCCCUGGCACGUCUCUCCUCCCUUCCUUCUCCAGACCCCUGGCACCAACCCCUCCCCCACCAAGAGCUUCCCCCUGCCUGGCAAGGACUUGACAAGGCCUGGACUGUCCCCCCUCCCCACUGGAGGCCUCCGGGAAGGGGGUAGGGGUUUGGGGUAUCUGUACUUUGCCAUCUCUCAGAAGGGCCCCAGCGUCCACCAAAGUCACCCCUGAUGAGUCUCAACUCGGUCCUUCCUGAAAACAGCUGUGCAUUUGGCUGGCAUCUGUAUAGCCCUGACAUGGAAAACAAAGAAACAAAAACUCUGUACCCAAACCAUUCCCCAAAGAGUCCUUAGUCUCUUGUCCACAAUUGAAGGAAGGGAGAAGGGAAGAAGGUUCUGGAGGCUCUGGGAUCGCCAGCUCUGGCAACCGUGCCCUGAAGGUCAAGGUAGAUCCCACGGAAAGGGACCCUGGGGCCCCAGACGUACCUUGAACUGCUGUCAUCAUUUCAAAUUCAGCUCCCUUGGGGUGUGCAGGUGGCUGCCUCCAAUUAUUCAUUCCUUCCGGCCUCUCUCAGAUCCCCUUGGCUUUCUCUCUGCAGUGUAGACAUCACUGACUAGCUUCCCCAUUCCCUGAGGGUCCAAUAAUUUAGCUUAGAACCUUCCCCAGAAGUGGAUUUUAUCAGACCUCUCCAUUUCCAAGAUGCUCCUUAUACCUCAUCUUUCUGAUGGACACAGGCUCUCCCAAAUGCUUGGGGGGGUCCCCCCAGACCAGCGUCCUUGUACCUGAGAGCGCCGUGGGUGUAGAUGCCCGGGCUCAGCCAUAUCCUUCUCCUGCCUGGUUCUCCAUUCCCUGGGCAGUCCCUGGCCCCCCUCCUCGCCUGCCUCCACUUCCUAUUCCUGAUGCCAUCCCUCUAAGCAGCUAGAUGGGGACUUUUUCACCAUCAGCCAGGCUCAGACCUGCCCCCAGGAUAUGAUUAAAGACCCACCUCUUCUCCCCAGACCUUAGACCCAACAUCUAAGGACCUGGCCUGGCCCCCAGCCCAACAGCCAGUUCUGGACCAGCCGGUGGCCUUAGACACAGACUGUCUCUCCCAUGGAAGUUCACCGGCGCAUUUGCUGAACACCCUCUCAUUUACAUAACUAGAUUCAUUCCCUGGCUCCAACCCAAAAGACUCGGUUUCAACUUAAAAAAAAUUUCCUUGAGGGCCAGCUGAUGUCAGGAGAAUAAGUGAAUUAUAAUUACAUUUUGCAGGCUAAAAAGAACCAGUUUAUAGCCAAUGAGAGGGUUAUAAAUUUGUAUUCUUGGGA